AAACAAACUUUUCUUUUUUUACCAUGUUCAUGAACACAAAAAUGGUUGACAGGGAUGCAAUGGUGACAAAAAGAAAGCUGGAAUCUGCCUUUCAAUAAGCAAGAAAUAGUCCUCUCAUCCAGGUCAUGUCAUCCACGUUCCAUUGGCAGGUAUUGUCAUAUCUGCAUCCUACAUUGUGAGGUCACCAAAGCAACCUAUUGAUCAUUCUAGAAUCUACCUCUUGAAGAUUCCAAAUGAGACUGGAAAACCCUCUUCAAUAAGACCUGUGUGAUGAUAGAUUGUGUCCUGAGCCUGCAGGUCAGGCUGAAAGAGUCAACAACCAGCAAAGUGAAGAUCUAGGAGGCUGUUCCCCUUGAACCUGUGCGGACCUGAUCAAACCUCGACGGAAAGGCUGGAAGAACACAUCCCCUGGUCAGCUGUAGGAAAGCCAGAGAGCAUUUGAGAAGAGGCUGAAGCUUGAAUUUUGCAAACACACAAGACCUCUGCAUUUCCCCAGAGAGAAGGUUUUUUUCUUGUCUUCAUUUUCUUUGAAACACCUGGGGUGAGGAAAAACCUCUACAUUGGCCAAGCAGAAGAAACAGGAUCUAUAACUGAAGAGGAUCGGCUAAGAGUGGUUCCUCGCAGCUUAAAGGGAGGGACUUUUCACACUCUGUCUUAAAAUCAGAAGUUGAAUUCAUGAACACAUAUGAUUUAGAUAGAAGUCAUGGGAUGCAGCAGUUCUUCAACGAAAACCAGGAAAUCUGAGACAUCGCUGAAAGCUGCGUUGAUCAUCCAGAACUGGUACCGAGGUUACAAAGCUCGACUGAAGGCCAGACAACACUAUGCCCUCACCAUCUUCCAGUCCAUCGAAUAUGCUGAUGAACAAGGCCAAAUGCAGUUAUCCACCUUCUUUUCCUUCAUGCUCGAACACUACGCACAUGUACAUAAGGAAGAGCUAGAAUUAAGAAAUCAAUCUCUUGAAAGCGAACAGGACAUGCAGGACAGACAUGAUUAUGUGGACUUGAUAGAUGUCCCAGACUCCUAUAAUGGCCCUCGGCUACAAUUUCCUCUCACUUGUACUGAUAUUGAUUUACUUCUUGAGGCCUUCAAGGAACAACAGAUACUUCAUGCCCAUUAUGUCUUAGAGGUGCUAUUUGAAACCAAGAAAGUCCUGAAGCAAAUGCCGAAUUUCACUCAUGUACAAACUUCUCCCUCCAAAGAGUUAACAAUCUGUGGUGAUUUGCAUGGGAAACUGGAUGAUCUUUUUAUGAUCUUCUACAAGAAUGGUCUCCCCUCAGAGAGCAACCCAUAUGUUUUUAAUGGUGACUUUGUAGAUCGAGGAAAGAACUCCAUAGAGAUCCUAAUAAUCCUGUGUGUGAGUUUUCUUGUCUACCCCAAUGACCUGCACUUGAACAGAGGGAACCACGAAGAUUUUAUGAUGAAUCUGAGGUAUGGCUUCACGAAAGAAAUUUUGCAUAAAUAUAAGCUACAUGGAAAAAGAAUCUUACAAAUCUUGGAAGAACUCUAUGCCUGGCUCCCAAUCGGUACAAUCGUUGACAAUGAAAUCCUGGUCAUCCAUGGUGGGAUAUCAGAGACCACAGACUUGAAUUUACUCCACUGUAUAGAGAGGAACAAAAUGAAAUCUGUGCUGAUACCACCAAUGGAAACAGACAGAGACUAUGACACUGACUCGAAGCACAAUAAAGUAGGUGUGACUUUUAAUGCACAUGGAAGAAUCAAAACAAAUAGAUCUUCUAUUGAACACUUACCAAAGCAUGAAUGGGAACAGAUUAUUGAUAUUCUGUGGAGUGAUCCCAGAGGCAAAAACGGCUGUUUUCCAAAUACGGGCCGAGGAGGGGGCUGCUAUUUUGGACCAGAUGUUACUUCCAAGAUUCUUAAUAAAUACCAGUUGAAGAUGCUCAUCAGGUCUCAUGAAUGUAAGCCCGAAGGGUAUGAAAUCUGUCAUGAUGGGAAGGUUGUGACUAUAUUUUCUGCUUCUAAUUAUUAUGAAGAAGGCAGCAAUCGAGGAGCUUACAUCAAACUAUGUUCUGGUACAGCUCCUCGAUUUUUCCAGUACCAAGUAACUAAAGCAACGUGCUUUCAGCCUCUUCGCCAAAGAGUGUAUACUAUGGAAAGCAGCGCCAUCAAGAUAUUAAAAGAGAGAGUGAUUUCACGAAAAAGUGACCUUACUCGUGCUUUCCAACUUCAAGACCACAGAAAAUCAGGAAAACUUUCUUUAAGCCAGUGGGCUUUUUGCAUGGAGAACAUUUUGGGGCUGAACUUACCAUGGAGAUCCCUGAGUUCGAAUCUGGUAAACAUAGACAAAAAUGGAAACGUUGAAUACAUGUCCAGCUUCCAGAAUAUCCACAUUGAAAAGCCAGUACAAGAGGCUCAUUCUACUCUAGUUGAAACUCUGUACAGAUACCGAUCUGACCUGGAAAUCAUAUUUAAUGCCAUUGACACUGAUCACUCAGGCCUGAUCUCCAUGGAAGAAUUUCGUGCCAUGUGGAAACUUUUUAGUGCUCACUACAAUGUUCUUAUUGAUGAUUCCCAAGUCAAUAAGCUUGCCAACCUAAUGGACUUGAACAAAGAUGGAAGCAUUGACUUUAAUGAGUUUUUAAAGGCUUUCUAUGUAGUGCAUAGAUAUGAGGACUUGAUGAAACCUAAUGUCACCAACCUUGGCUAAACACAAAUGAGAGCUUCCCUCAGGCUCCCUGUAAACAGCUAGGCCCAAAUCACAAGUAUAGUCCUUUCCAAUACCCCUGAAAUUCACAGUCAGUAGCAGAGAAAAGCAGAUCCCAAUUCAUCCCACAAACAGACGCAUAGUAUGGGUUUUGGAAGUCCCUAGCAAGCUGUUAAUGGUAAGAUUAGGUAUAUUGCCAGUGAGAAACUGGGUUUGAACCUAAUGGUGUUCUCCUGAGUGCCACCUAACCAGGAGGCCAGAGCGGUUUGAAAACAUCCUGAAAGGAACUCACACAGCACAAAAGAAAACUACUAAGCACGACAUCUGUGAGUGACAGAGGGAGAGAGGAGGAAUACCACGUUAUUCAUGGAAUAAAGUCUUUCCAUCUUUAAACUGU
This is a messenger RNA of Chlorocebus sabaeus (green monkey), 3059 nucleotides long. It is a transcript of the gene PPEF1, whose product is annotated as protein phosphatase with EF-hand domain 1. NCBI's taxonomy places the organism in Eukaryota, Metazoa, Chordata, Mammalia, Primates, Cercopithecidae. Gene Ontology annotation, biological process: detection of stimulus involved in sensory perception. Gene Ontology annotation, molecular function: phosphoprotein phosphatase activity; protein binding; calcium ion binding. The record is from RefSeq and is a predicted model, not a curated record.